AUACUUGUGAAAAAAAAGGCAUUGGGAACGGAGGAGUCACUGCUUCAGCGGCGGGAGGUAAUUGCUUGGCGGGGACCUAAAAAUCAGAGAAGAUAGAGAAGGAGAAGGAGAGGAUGUGCGAUAGGAAAGUUUCUCAGCCUCCGCUGGAAGGAACACAAGCGGAUUCUUUAGAGAUGAAGCCGGUGAGGAUGAGGAAGUGGGAAUCUCAGAAACAGGGUACCCAGAAACCCGUUCACGGUUUGUCCAUGGACAGUGAACCGAAGAAGACGAAUAGGGGGAGCACGAGCAAGGUGCAGAAGGUGGUAUCUCCCUAUUUUCCGCUACCGAUUCCUGAAAAAGACGAGGAAAUCGUGGUCCUCAAGAAGAGGGGGAGGACGAGGAAGGUGCAGAGGGUGGUAUCUCCCUAUUUUCCGAUACCGAUUCCUGAAAAAGACGAGGAAAUCGUGGUCCUCAAGAAGAGGGGGAGGACGAGGAAGGUGCAGAGGGUGGUAUCUCCCUAUUUUCCGAUACCGAUUCCUGAGAAGGACGAGGAAAUCGUGGUCCUCAAGAAGAGGGGGAGUACGAGCAAGGUGCAGAGGGUGGUAUCUCCCUAUUUUCCGAUACCGAUUCCUGAGAAAGACGAGGAAAUCGUGGUCCUCGAAAAGAGGGGGAGGACGAGGAAGGUGCAGAGGGUGGUAUCUCCCUAUUUUCCGAUACCGAUUCCUGAGAAAGAAGAGGAAAUCGUGUUCCUCGAGAAGAGGGAGACGAAUGGAAGGAGCGCACGUGGUGGGAAGAGCCCAAAAGUUGAGGUGACUUCUACCACUGAUCUUGAAUCAAAUGCCAAUUUGCUAAUUGUAGACAAUGAGAGUGUGGGUUCUAGGAGUAAUUUGAUGGUAGGCGUUUCCAAUGGAAAGAAAGGGCGGAAAAGUGACGAGGGUGAGAGAGAGCUUGAUUGCAGUAAUCGCAGUCAGGUCACGAAGAGGAAGUGGAACGACCCUCUAUGUUCCCAGCAGGAUUUGAAUUCUGGGGUGAAGGAGGAAAAGAGGGAUGAAAAAGUGCCACAUUUUGUUUUUAGUAGUGGUACUAGGGGUGAAAAUGGCAGUGAAAGAGCUACCUCAUUUGGAAAGACAAGCUUCGAGGAUUUACUAUCGCAAUUCGAAUAUAAAGGCAAUGGCAUUACAAGGAAUAUUGGAAAACUGCGAGCAUGCACUUCUCAUUUCCAGAAGGGUGUGAAAAAGGAAGAGGGAAACAGCAAUUGCAAGGGAGAUAAAAUAGCAUCUGUUAAAGAGUUCAACUAUUCACAGGAGAGCACUGCAUGCAUUCGAAAGAUGAGGCAGGGGAAUGCUGGAUGCAAAAAGUUGCCUAGAAUGCAUAAAACGCCAGGGUUUGUUAAGACUACUCUUUCUGCCUCCCAGAAGAAAGAUGAGGCAUAUCUACGAAAAACUUUUGACAACACCUGGAAACCUCCACGUUCUGAAUUUGGACUCCUCCAGGAGGAUCAUGCGCAUGACCCUUGGAGGGUGUUGUUGAUAUGUAUUCUUCUUAAUCGUACUUCUGGUAAACAGGUUCAAAAAGCCAUACCAGGCCUCUUCGCUUUGUGUCCCAACGCUAAGGCUGCAACUGAGGUUGGGACAGCAGAAAUAGAAAUAGUGAUAGAGAAACUAGGUCUGCAGAAGACGAGGUCGGUUACAAUACAGCGUUUUUCUCGGGAGUAUAUGGAGGAAGGAUGGACUCAUGUGACUCAGCUUCAUGGAGUUAACAAGUAUGCUGCUGAUGCACAUGCGAUCUUCUGUACAGGAAAAUGGGAUCGGGUUACACCUUGCGAUUAUAUGCUUAAUUAUUAUUGGGAAUUUCUUCGCAGUAUCAAGGAUAGUCUGCCAUAGUGUUACCUUCUUUUAUGUUUAGGAGCUCUGAUUUGUUGUUUAUUUUGGCAUGUAUUGAAUUGGAUCAGUGUUGUAGGGGCAAGUUUUAGAGUGCUAAGGUUUAUGCUUAACUCAGGGUUCCUCUGUGUAAUUAUGUUUACCAUGAAGGUUGUGGUGAAAUACUAUGUUUUGAGCCAGCUAAGUAAAUUGGUUUGACUA
Tripterygium wilfordii is the source of this 2060-nucleotide messenger RNA. RefSeq lists its product as uncharacterized. NCBI's taxonomy places the organism in Eukaryota, Viridiplantae, Streptophyta, Magnoliopsida, Celastrales, Celastraceae. The record is from RefSeq and is a predicted model, not a curated record. Gene Ontology annotation, molecular function: DNA binding; catalytic activity. Gene Ontology annotation, biological process: DNA repair. The transcript has 3 exons. Bases 114 to 1862 code for a protein of 582 amino acids. Gene Ontology annotation, cellular component: nucleus.